AUGCCUCCGUCAGUUGGAUUGGUGAACUCUCCGACAAAGGUUGAUUCUAGAAAUGAUUGAAUUAACAAACAGUUUUCAGAACAGUUCUACUACAGCUAGUGGUUAUCGAGCUUUGACUUCUGAUCAAAAGGUUUAGUUUAGCUAUUCUCUCACUUUUCAAACAAUUAUUAACUUUCAGCUGUCACUCAAGAAAGCUAGAAUCUCACUUCACAAUGUCAUUGCUCGAAUGGUAAGCUCUUGAGGGUGAACCAGAGACUAAUACUAAAACAAUUUCGGCAAGUUCGAUUUUCAGCGCAUUUCUGGGAUUUUUUCGUGGCUGAAUUCAGUUUUAAUUACCUAAUUCUUACAAGGAAAGUACCCGUUCUGCGACAUGGGGUUUGAGUUGGGACUAGGGAGGAAUGAAAGGUCCGGGUUUCAUAUCCUAUUUGGGUUCUAGCCGAGUUCUGAUUUAAAAAAAUGUGCAAACACGGUACCUUUUUUCGAAAAUCCUAUGUCGGUUUUGAAAACAGAAGAAUAGAGGCGGCACAUUUGUGUUAUUGACGGGACGAUCGGUCCUCUUCGUGGUCCUCUUAUUGAUUGCUGUCCGCUGCGCUCGGCGGUUGCUGACUGCAUCAUUCGUUGCAACUACGAGCGGUUGAAUUGCGGUGUGACGAACCGUAUGCUCGCAAUUCGGUUACUAUUGUGAACGCAUAGAGCACAAUCGUCAUUGACUUUGACAUGCAGUACGAGUAAAUUUAACUGACGAUUUGCAGUCAGUACAUAUUCGAAUUACGGUGUGGCGAACCGUAUGCUCGAAAUAGUUUUAUAGCCCAUAGAGACAUCAUUUGAUCUCGGAUCAUCCUAUCAUCGCUUAGCAGAAAUAUACAAGAUUUAGAUUUCUAAUGAACGUGCUGGAGCCGGAACGGGCGGACGUAAUCUCAGGUAAACGACGGAACUAUGGAAACGUGAUCGACUCAAACCCCGUUUCGCAGAUCGUGUACUACUCUUGUUGAAUAACAAAAUCUCACUGAAAAAACUGUCACCAAUUAAACAUACUCGUCACAUUUGUUUCAGAAGCAGCUCAACCCCAGCCUCCCUAUGGUCAUGAAAGUUCACGAGAAAGCUGUGGAGAUCUACGGGAUGAUCAACAAGUUUCUCAUCUCUGAUUGCCAAGAAUAUUUUAAGGUAAAAAUUUCUCAAAUUUUCCGGCUUAUCGGGUUCCAUCUCUUUUUUUCAGACCCGCGAACAAUUGUACAUCAGAUCUCUCUGCUUGCUCCGCGACGACUUGAAGACGUUUGCCAAUGCGUAG
Messenger RNA from Caenorhabditis sp. 36 PRJEB53466, 1288 nucleotides. Lineage: Eukaryota; Metazoa; Nematoda; Chromadorea; Rhabditida; Rhabditidae. The record is from the annotation of a GenBank genome assembly.